This is a messenger RNA of Tinamus guttatus (white-throated tinamou), 496 nucleotides long. The record is from RefSeq and is a predicted model, not a curated record. NCBI's taxonomy places the organism in Eukaryota, Metazoa, Chordata, Aves, Tinamiformes, Tinamidae.
CCAGCCCCCUUCCACCAUGUUCAACCUGAUGAAGAAGGACAAAGAGAAGGAUGGGGCCAGGAAGGAGAAGAAGGAAAAGAAGGAGAAGAAGGAGCGGAUGUCGGCGGCUGAGCUCAAGAGCCUGGAGGAGAUGAGCAUGCGCCGGGGUUUCUUCAACCUCAACCGGGCCUCCAAGCGGGAGUCCAAGACGCGCCUGGAGAUCUCCAACCCCAUCCCCAUCAAGGUGGCCAGCGGCUCCGACCUGCACCUCACGGACAUUGACUCCGACAGCAACCGGGGCAGCGUCAUCCUGGACUCGGGGCACCUGAGCACGGCCAGCUCCAGCGACGACCUCAAGAUGGACGACGGCAACUUCAAGGGCUCGGUGCUGCAGCGGGCGGCCAAGUUCGGCUCGCUGGCCAAGCAGAACUCGCAGAUGAUCGUCAAGCGCUUCUCCUUCUCGCAGAAGAGCCGGGACGAGAGCGCCUCGGAGACCUCGACGCACUCCGAGCACUCG